This is a messenger RNA of Ixodes scapularis (black-legged tick), 1209 nucleotides long. Its product is annotated as indolethylamine N-methyltransferase. The coding region runs from base 41 to 814 and encodes 257 amino acids. NCBI's taxonomy places the organism in Eukaryota, Metazoa, Arthropoda, Arachnida, Ixodida, Ixodidae. Gene Ontology annotation, molecular function: N-methyltransferase activity. The record is from RefSeq and is a predicted model, not a curated record. Gene Ontology annotation, cellular component: cytosol. The transcript is spliced from 4 exons.
GAAAGGAAUAAAUCACUCCCUCUCAGCAAGCCACUGCGCCAUGAAUCAAGAAGAAAUUGCUGAAAAGUACAAGAACCAGUUCGUGCCUGAAGACUAUCCCGAGGCUAUGCAGACGGACAUUCCUUCUGUCUACGCCUUUUAUCAAAGAGAACUGCACACCAUAUUCAGCUCCCCAUCGUUCUAUGGACGUAAGCUUCUGGACGUCGGUUGUGGCCCCACAGUUCACACCGUUUUCCCGGCUACAAAAACGAUGGACGACAUUGUGCUCAGCGAUUUCUUGCCUCAGAACAGACUGGCAGUGGAGAAAAGGCUCCAGAAGGCUCCAGCGUUAGACUGGUCUUUUCAAAGCGAAUCCUUGGCAGCCCUCGAAGGAUUCACAGACGUUAAGAGCGGAGCGAGGGAGAUCGAAGAAAGGACACGAAGGGCCAUCAGAAAGGUUAUUUUCUGCAAUGUCCUGGAUCCUCAGGUGCUACCGGAAGAACACAAGGAAUCAUUCGACGUGGUUCUGACCAGCCUAUGUUUGGAGACCGCCAGCUCGAAUGAAGAAACAUAUCAGAAAGCGAUUCAAAAUCUUAGCAGUCUAGUCAUCGACGGAGGUCAUCUGAUCGUAUGUGGUAUUUGUGGAGCCAACAAGUAUUCGGUUAAAGAAGCCAGCUUUCCCGUCAUUUCCGUAACCGUGUACUUGGCAAAAGAGUCAAUCGCUCGUUCUGGAUUCAAGAUAGAGCGUUGCAGCUUGCUUCAGCGAGACGCGUCACAUGCCAAGGACACGUACUAUUGGAAGCACGCGUUUGUAAUUUUAGCUCGUAAGCCUUAACGGGUUUCAUAGUGUUUUUUUUUUUUAAUCUGUAGUUUGUGUUCUAAUCUUGUCCUUCAUAUAUUUCUGAUUAUCAGAUGUGCACAUGUCGAGGGAUUAGAGGCGUGCAAGUUGUGGUUUAAUUCGAAUGGCGUUGUAUCACUCAAAGCCUUCAUUGUACGUUGGAGAGCCACGACAACAGGUUCUCUUCAAACCGUUAAAGCUAUACGAAUGGCACUGGAUAAUUAAAUUCAAACCCUUGUUUGCACACCCGAGGUAAUGUGUCAGUGUCUAGAUGCCCAAUUGAAUCAUCAUAAUACUGCAGAGAAAAAUGUUAUCUGGUUCAAAGAUUGUGCUGUGUGACUCCUAAUAUAAGCAGCACUUUAUAAAUUCAUCAGUGUUCAUCCAAAUAGAAA